GGAUUAUAAUAUUGAUACUCUGCUGCUUUUAAUUUGGAAGAGAGACAAACCAGCAAGAGUGGAGAUGGCGACGUCGACGUGCUUCCUGUGUCCGUCUACGGCGAGUUUGAAAGGCAGGGCCAGAUUCAGAAUCAGAAUCAGAUGCAGCAGCAGCGUGUCGGUCAAUAUUCGAAGGGAGCCCGAACCUGUAACGACGCUGGUGAAAGCGUUUGCUCCCGCCACGGUGGCGAAUCUAGGUCCAGGCUUCGACUUCCUAGGCUGCGCCGUGGACGGACUCGGAGACAUUGUGUCGGUGAAGGUUGACCCACAGGUUCACCCUGGCGAGAUAUGCAUAUCCGACAUCAGCGGCCACGCCCCAAACAAGCUCAGCAAAAACCCUCUCUGGAACUGCGCCGGCAUCGCCGCCAUUGAAGUCAUGAAAAUGCUCUCCAUUCGAUCCGUCGGCCUCUCCCUCUCCCUGGAGAAGGGCCUGCCUUUGGGAAGCGGUCUGGGAUCCAGCGCCGCCAGCGCCGCCGCGGCCGCCGUGGCGGUGAACGAGCUGUUUGGGAAGAAAUUAAGCGUGGAGGAGCUGGUUCUGGCAUCACUGAAAUCGGAAGAGAAGGUGUCGGGGUAUCACGCGGACAACGUGGCGCCAUCGAUAAUGGGGGGUUUUGUGCUGAUCGGGAGCUACUCGCCGCUGGAGUUGAUGCCGUUGAAGUUUCCGGCAGAGAAGGAGCUGUAUUUCGUGCUGGUGACGCCUGAGUUCGAGGCCCCGACGAAGAAGAUGCGGGCAGCGCUGCCUACGGAGAUCGGGAUGCCGCACCACGUGUGGAACUGCAGCCAGGCAGGUGCUCUGGUGGCGUCGGUGCUGCAGGGCGACGUGGUUGGGUUGGGGAAGGCAUUGUCCUCUGACAAGAUCGUUGAGCCAAGGCGUGCCCCCUUGAUUCCUGGCAUGGAGGCUGUCAAGAGGGCUGCCAUUCAGGCCGGUGCUUUUGGCUGUACCAUCAGCGGCGCCGGCCCUACCGCCGUCGCCGUCAUUGACGACGAGCAAACUGGACACUUCAUUGCCAAACACAUGAUUGACGCUUUUCUCCAUGUUGGCAAUUUGAAGGCUUCUGCAAAUGUCAAGCAGCUUGAUCGCCUUGGUGCUAGACGCAUUCCAAAUUGAACCUUCUCUUCUCUAUCUCUAUGAUUUCAAGAACCGGAUUUCUUCCAACUUGCUCGUAACACUCUAAGUGCUGACCGGUCACAUGUAUUUGAAAUUUGAUCUGAUCAAUGAAGCAGCAUUCUAGUGUGGAGGUCUGAAUAAAAAGAGAAACAUUAAACCCAAGCUGGGAGCUCUGUUUGGGUGGUGGAAAUUUAAAUAGAUGAAUAAUUAUGAAAGACCUAGAUCAGGUCAGUGUUAUGGUGAACUCUGAAGCAUGUUUUAGAUUUUCUUUGCUUUGUUUUUAUCAUAUUUUUAUCUUGCUACUUGAGUUGACAAAGCUCAAAAAGAAGUCAUUUUUAGUAUUUUCUUGUUUCAUUAUGCUAGUUAAUCUUAGCUUUUGAAUAGCAUGUAUUGUUCCUUAAUAUUUCUCUUUAUCAUUUCACUGUCAAUGUUUUCUAAUUCUUUCUUGGUUAAAAUCUAAGAGUUUAUGUGGAUGGAGGCUUUCAUCACGGAUUUCAAUUCGAAAGCUCGUUCCUAGGAUAUAUGUAUGGUUGCUCAAAGAACCAUUGCUUUAUGAUGAACUGAAGAUCGAUCAUUGUUUAUUUA
Glycine soja is the source of this 1732-nucleotide messenger RNA. RefSeq names its product homoserine kinase-like. Gene Ontology annotation, molecular function: homoserine kinase activity; ATP binding. The coding region runs from base 65 to 1147 and encodes 360 amino acids. The transcript has 2 exons. Lineage: Eukaryota; Viridiplantae; Streptophyta; Magnoliopsida; Fabales; Fabaceae. Gene Ontology annotation, biological process: L-threonine metabolic process. The record is from RefSeq and is a predicted model, not a curated record.